AUGUCGCUGCAAUCCGCUCUCAUUGGUUUCCUUAUAUCGCGGCUGCUACCGCGACCAAUGACCCCACAGGAGAACAUUGUUCUGCAGACCACGGCCGUGGCGACGGGAACUAUGCCUCUUGCUGCGGGAUUCGUAGGCAUUCUACCGGCUCUCGGUCUCCUGGAUGAAGAAAGGGACGGUACCCCUCCCGUGCACCUAUCAUGGGUUGCGGCUAUAGGAUGGUCCUGCGCAGUUGCGUUCUUCGGGGUCUUCCUCUCUCCUCCGAUCCGGAAACAGGUGAUUAUUGAGGAGCAACUCCCUUUCCCUUCGGGCACGGCGACUGCCCAGCUUAUCUCGGUCCUGCAUCAACUGCCGCCGCCCGAUACCACCAUCCGGAGGCGCCACACAGGCUACCGGGCUUUGACGGUCGAAGACGCGGACGAGCACGACCAUGCGUAUGAAGGACCACUGCCUGACACACCCACCGUCUCCGACAUCGUUGAAUCAGCCGACCCGCCCGUGCGCGAGUAUGUCCAGCAGGAGAGCUGGGUGGCCUUGUUCUGGAGCUUUGUUGCUUCGGGCGUUAUGACUCUUGCAGCGUACUUUUUUCCCAUCGUUUUCUCAAUACCUCUAUUCGGGAACUACCUAGCCAGGGAAUGGCUCUGGUCUUUCACACCCAGCCUUUCGUACAUCGGUCAAGGUAUCAUAAUGGGCUUCCCCACCACGCUCAGCAUGAACCUCGGCAUGCUGGUCGGCUGGGGUGUGCUGUCCCCGCUCUCAAAAUACAACGGCUGGGCCCCGGACGCGGUGGGCGACAUGACCGCCGGUGCGCGCGGCUGGAUCCUCUGGACGUCCCUCGCGAUCAUGUGCGCAGACAGCUUCGUCUCGCUCCUCCCCGUCGUCGCCGAGUUCGUCGCGAAGGAGAUGCGUAUACGCAGGCGUCGCGCCAGCGGGGUGCACGUGUCGGAGCAUGAUAAAGAUGAUAACGAGGUGGAGACAGAGGAUAGGCUGGUGCCGAAUAGCUGGGUGCUGUGGGGCCUCGGGGCGAGUGUUGUGCUGGGCAUUUUCCUUGUGUGGUUUAUUUUUGGGAAAGAGGGGAUCACGCCAUGGGCUACGGUGGUAGGGUUCAUCAUGGGCGGGCUGCUCAGCAUCCUGGGAGUGCGUGCUCUUGGGGAGACAGAUUUGAACCCUGUCAGCGGACUGGGUAAGAUCAGCCAGCUACUCUUCGCCAUUAUUCAGCCCGGCAAUAUUGUGGCGAACAUCAUCGCUGGUGGAGUGGCGGAAGCCGGCGCGCAACAGGCGGGUGAUCUGAUGCAGGACUUGAAAACCGGUCACCUCAUUCAUGCGUCCCCGAGGGCGCAAUUCUACGGGCAGCUGAUCGGCUCGGCUUUGUCUAUUGUCGUGACGUCCACUGCAUACAGUCUGUACAGCAAAGCGUACGCAAUACCAGGGCCGUCAUUCCCCGCACCGACAGCGUACGUCUGGCUCAGCCUAGCACGUUUGCUUCGGGAUGGCCAACUACCAGCGAAGAGCGGAGUGUUCAUGCUUGCUUUCGCAAUCGUAUUCGGCGCAGUAGCCGGCUUCAAAACCUACGCCGUGCGUCACCAGCUGCCCUACUCCAAAUGGAUCCCCUCCGGCGUAGCGUUCGCCAUCGGCUUCCUCAACACGCCCUCGUUCUCCCUCGCCCGGUUGGUCGGGGGCAUCACGGAAUACGUGUACCAUAGACGCGUCGUCAAAGACGGCCACGAUAUCAGGUUGAUAAUCAUAGCGAGCGCGAACAUGUCUCGCGUGGCGCUGGCAAGCAUCCCUGCCUUGACCUUCUACAAGGACGAGCUCACCGCAGCCCGACGAGGCGACCCUAUUCCGCAAUUGACAUGCAUAGGCAAGGCUUGCCGAUUUUACACGCCCGAUGUUGUGAGAUGUACGAACUCGGGCGGCAGCGGUACGGACGUGGAUUGGAAAUGUGAAGCGGAGUUGCCGGAAGCCCUGCGUUUUGGGAGAGUGCAAGUGUCCUGUGAAGGAUGGUCGGGGCCGGGUGACCCGUAUGUCCUCAAAGAAUCAUGCGGAUUGGAAUACCGCCUAGUCGAGGUUCCGGGAGCCCUUCGCAGCGAUAGAGAUGGAACUCGCAUGCCCUCCCGACUGGCGCAAUCAUUUAGCGCUGAUAACAUCGCGAGCACUGUCUUCAUGAUUCUGUGGCUCGCAUUCCUUGUCCUGAUACUGUACAACAUACUCAAAAACUGUCUACGCCGACCCGGCACCACGGGACCAUCCACCCCUAGGGCUCCAGGCUGGGGCGGAGGCUGGGGUGGUGGAGGCACCAACUCCUGGUUCAACUCCGGCCCUCACGACCCUUCAGAUCCCCCUCCACCCUACAGCAAGUCGCCCCAACAGCCUUCCUCCGCAGACUCCACCUGGGGUGGUUACAGACCUGGAUUCUGGACGGGGGCAGCCCUCGGUGCCCUUGGGACAGGAUUGUACAACAGGAUGCGAGAUCCUGGCGACCGCCCACGCGCUCAGGCGUACGACUGGGAGAGGGAGAGGACAGCUCCACCGGGCGUCUUUGGAGGGUCGAGGUAUAGUACCCCUGGGUUCGCUGGUGUGCGACGCCCGAAUUCCAAUUAUGAUGAUCGCGGCGAGGGAUCAUCCUCCGGCUUAGGGUCUAUGAGGCGUAGUACGGGCUAUGGCGGUUCCUCAGUGCGAUGA
Molecule: messenger RNA, 2682 nt
Organism: Gloeophyllum trabeum ATCC 11539
Lineage: Eukaryota; Fungi; Basidiomycota; Agaricomycetes; Gloeophyllales; Gloeophyllaceae
Product: OPT-domain-containing protein
Exons: 14
Coding region: 1-2682 (893 amino acids)
Biological process (GO): regulation of store-operated calcium entry
Cellular component (GO): endoplasmic reticulum membrane; fungal-type vacuole membrane
Molecular function (GO): oligopeptide transmembrane transporter activity
Source: RefSeq, a predicted model, not a curated record